Messenger RNA from Diospyros lotus (date-plum), 1583 nucleotides. Its product is annotated as bZIP transcription factor 44. The transcript has a single exon. Gene Ontology annotation, molecular function: transcription cis-regulatory region binding; DNA-binding transcription factor activity. The record is from RefSeq and is a predicted model, not a curated record. Gene Ontology annotation, cellular component: nucleus. Gene Ontology annotation, biological process: positive regulation of DNA-templated transcription. Bases 773 to 1261 code for a protein of 162 amino acids. Lineage: Eukaryota; Viridiplantae; Streptophyta; Magnoliopsida; Ericales; Ebenaceae.
UUCUUUCUUCCCCCCACAUAUUUUUUUACAAUUUCUUUUCUUUUCGUUUUCUUUUUUCUUUUUCUCUCAAUGGCCGGCUGCUGUUGUUCGUUCGCCAAAUUGCUCUAUAUAUUCCACACAAAACACAAGCCUCUUCCCUUCCCUCUUCCCUUCCCUUCCCUAUCCCCUUCCUAGUUCCUACUCUACUCUCAGUCUUCGCCACCAUUCUGCUCCUUCUAGCUUUCAGUGCCGAGGAAUCAAAGCACUGGCCUUUCAGUUCCUCUUCGGUUCUGCUUCCUUCACCGGAUCUGUUCUCUGGAUCCAAAUUUAAUCUCACUUUCUCGCCUAUUUUCCGGGAAAACUUCCGGUUUUCUCGUCUGGGCUAGGGGGCGUUCUUAACUCGCCGUCUUCUACUGGAAAUUAACCCGUCGUUUCUUUUGGGUCAUCUUGAUGAUCAAUAUCUUGUUCUUGAUGUUUGAGAUUCAUGUCUCCAAUUCUGAGUGAACUAUUUCUUUCUGGGUUUAUGAUAAAUUCCACAUACAGGCGCAGGACCCAUCUUGUUCAAUCCUUCUCGGUCGUCUUCCUCUACUGGUUCUAUUACAUCUCAUAACGAUCUUGCUCCCACCCUCUAAAUAAUAUUUAGCAUUAUAUAUCGAUAUAUUAAUUACUAUCUCUCUAGCUACAUACAUAUUGAUCUGAAAUAUUAGCUAUAUAUAUAUAUAUAUCUCUGUCUGGGUCCUGCUUACUGCUUGAAUAAUUGUGUAUUAAUUUCUGAGGUUUUAAAUCUUGAGUAAUGGCGUCCCCAAAUAGCGGAACAUCGUCGGGCUCGACGUCGCUGGUUCAGAACUCCGGCUCCGAAGAAGAUCUCCGGCAACUGAUGGACCAGAGGAAGAGGAAAAGGAAGAUAUCGAACCGGGAGUCGGCGCGGCGGUCCCGGAUGCGGAAGCAGCAGCAUCUCGACGAACUGACGGCGAGAGUGGCGGAGCUGCGGAAGGAGAACGGCCAGAUCAUCGCCGGAAUCAGCGCCACCACGCAGCAGUACCUCGCCGUGGAGGGCGAGAACUCCAUCCUCCGGGCUCAGGAGGCGGAGCUCAGCCACAGGCUGCAGUCCCUGAACGAGAUCAUCGCCUUCCUCGACGCCGGGAACAAUGGCGGCCUCGGCGCCGGAGAGGGCUACUUUUCCGGCGAGCCCGUUGAUGGGUUUGGGUUGCCUAGCAACCCGUGGAAUUAUCUCUAUCAGAACCAACCCAUCAUGGCGGCCGCUGAUUUCCUGCAGUACUGAUAACAUGAUCUGCAACUGCAAGCCACCAUUAAAUUUUCGCCAGAGAAGAUAGAGGGAGAGAUUUCUUGUUUUUUUUUUUUUUUUUUUGGGGGGGGGGGGUAGUUGCUUUGUGGGGUCCUAGGAUGACGAGGACCAUGAUGUUAGAAAUGGUGAUUGGAUGUGGGAGAAGGAAGAGGAAGGGAUGCUGUACUGUGGGCAAGGGGUUCUUUGUAAAUGGCGGCUGGCGCUGCUGCUGGUCUGGUAGUGUGGGUUUUCAUCAACAACUUCGAUGUAAUUUGUCUCCCUUCUGGUUAUGUAAUGGUAACUUCAGUAUUGUUUGGCA